CACAAGUCUCCUUCUAGCAAGACCAAAAAGAGCGGAAAUGGCACUCCGCCGCAACCGGAGGGGAGUGGAUGGAGAUAUCUGGGCGUGAGGCGGCGGCCGUGGGGGCGGUACGCGGCUGAGAUAAGAGACCCCACCACCAAAGAGCGCCACUGGCUCGGCACGUUCAACACCGCCGAGGAGGCCGCCUUGGCAUACGACCGUGCGGCCCGCUCCAUGCGCGGCGGGAAAUCAAGAGUCCGAACAAACUUCGUCUACUCCGACAUGCCUUCCUCCUCCGCCGUCACCUCCAUCAUCUCUCCCGACGAGCAGCAUUACAAUAAUGCUCUGUUUUAUGUUUCUUGGGAGAACAGAGAGCCGAAACAGAGCCUUUACCCGUUCACCGCCGGUGAAGACACUUGCACCGAUCAGUUGUUGUUGUUCGGCGGUGAUCGGAGCGACGCCGGUCCGCCGGAAGUGGGCAGCCUAAACGGAACCGGCUGGGACUUGUUUCAGCAUUACUACUACUGCGGUAAUUACAGCAACCGUGACUGUGUUGAACAGGGCAAGGCUACGGCGGAGGAGGCCGAGCUGCCACCGCUGCCGCCUGACAUCACCACCAGCUUCGGGGGCGGUUACUUCAGCAGCGGCGCUACGGGAGAACAGAGUUUCGGCCAAGCUACUAGCAGCAAUGACAAUGUGGCAUACGCCGCCGUCAUUGAGGGCGGCGAAGGCGGCUCCACCGGAUGGGACUAUUUAGGGUACGGUUGCAGUGGAGGCGGAGCAAUUUUGACACCGCCGCGAGAAACAGAGCUCCGGCUGGACUUUGGGUCACCGGAAUAUAACGCAAUCAACUUCAUCACGAAGGAUUCUUACGCUUUUUCAAAUGGCGGCUGUUAUUGGGUCUAAUUCCCGCCUAAAUUGGCAUUAUAAUUUGCAUUUUUAGUUUCUCUCGUCUUUUUCUCCAUUGUUUUCAAGCUUCUCUAACGGCUAGAGAAUUUCUU
Molecule: messenger RNA, 980 nt
Organism: Cuscuta epithymum
Lineage: Eukaryota; Viridiplantae; Streptophyta; Magnoliopsida; Solanales; Convolvulaceae
Source: the annotation of a GenBank genome assembly